Messenger RNA from Acaulospora morrowiae, 477 nucleotides. NCBI's taxonomy places the organism in Eukaryota, Fungi, Glomeromycota, Glomeromycetes, Diversisporales, Acaulosporaceae. The record is from the annotation of a GenBank genome assembly.
AUGUCUAUCGAAGAGCCUCUAGAAGACCACCUAUUUCACUUCCAGCGGUUAUCGUUAUGGCCUGGAACUCGGGAGUUGAAGCAUUUUUCGCUUAAAGAUACCAUUUUUGGAUACUCACAAUCCUUGUUUUAUUGCACCUUAUCUAAUAGGUCCCAUCGUUUUAUGAGUAUAUUGGAGGAUUUGAUGGCAAUGAAUUCUGGAUUAAUUCAGAAACGUGUUCACCGUUAUCGGAACAGUCCAAACUACCCAAUAACUGGUAAACCACCAUUGAAAAAGUGCGAGGAGCUUUUCCGACGAAUCACCAAUGUACAUGUAAACCAUAUUUACUUGUUCACAAAGAACAAAUUAGAGUUUCGCGAAACCACCACCGCCAUACGUCCCUCGAUUUUCCGUGCUUCAUUUCUCUCCAUUCGACCGAUAUAUACCGAUGAUGAUAAAAGGCCACUGAAUUUCGCAGUGAAUGAAAGUGCAUUUUGA